Molecule: messenger RNA, 14809 nt
Organism: Haemorhous mexicanus (house finch)
Lineage: Eukaryota; Metazoa; Chordata; Aves; Passeriformes; Fringillidae
Gene: CDK6
Product: cyclin dependent kinase 6
Exons: 8
Coding region: 483-1463 (326 amino acids)
Biological process (GO): G1/S transition of mitotic cell cycle; protein phosphorylation; cell dedifferentiation
Cellular component (GO): cytoplasm; nucleus; cyclin-dependent protein kinase holoenzyme complex
Molecular function (GO): cyclin-dependent protein serine/threonine kinase activity; ATP binding; cyclin binding
Source: RefSeq, a predicted model, not a curated record
GGCAGGGUGGGGGCGGGAGGAGCGGGCUGGGGGACGAGUGCGAGCUCCUUCUGCGCCAAGGUGCAGCCCGGCGGCGGCGGCGGCAGGAGGAUGCGAGCCGAGGGCGGCCGAGCCGCGGAUCAGCUACCUGUGUGGCCCGGGCGGCCGCUGCCGGGACCUGCCGGAGACAUCGCCAUGUGAAGGGGCAGACCCCAGGCCGGCUCUCCACCCCGCCUCGCUCAAUGGGAGAUUUGUUUGGCUUUGCACAGGCAAUGCUCCCAAAGACUGUAUGAUAAUUCUUGGUGGCCAGAAGCGGAGGCGCAUUGUGGCCAUUACAGAAAAGGAACAAGAACAGGAGGGCAAGAGCUUCCUACUGCCUCUCUGGCAGAGGUACCGAGUGUGUGGCCUGUCUGCAUCCCAGCAAAGUACUGGUUUUCGAAAAGUAGGUGAGACUGAGAGCCACCUCGGAGCACUUGGAGAGGAGGAAGAGGACUGGUGCCAGCAUGGAUAAGGACAGCACAAACCUGGCUGACCAGCAGUAUGAAUGUGUGGCUGAGAUUGGGGAAGGAGCCUACGGGAAGGUGUUCAAAGCCCGAGACUUGAAGAACGGAGGUCGCUUUGUUGCGCUGAAGCGGGUACGGGUGCAGACCAGCGAGGAGGGGAUGCCGCUGUCCACUAUCCGAGAGGUGGCAGUUCUGAGGCACCUGGAGACGUUCGAACACCCCAACGUGGUCAGAUUGUUUGAUGUGUGCACCGUGUCACGAACAGACAGAGAGACCAAGUUAACAUUAGUGUUUGAACAUGUGGAUCAAGACUUGACUACUUACUUGGAUAAAGUUCCAGAGCCUGGAGUGCCUACUGAAACUAUAAAGGAUAUGAUGCUUCAGCUGUUUCGGGGACUGGAUUUUCUGCAUUCGCAUCGUGUGGUGCAUCGGGAUCUGAAACCCCAAAAUAUCCUUGUAACCAGCAACGGGCAGAUAAAGCUAGCUGACUUUGGCCUUGCACGAAUCUACAGUUUUCAGAUGGCUCUUACCUCAGUGGUUGUUACUUUGUGGUAUAGAGCUCCUGAAGUCUUGCUUCAGUCCAGUUAUGCAACAGCAGUUGAUCUUUGGAGUGUUGGCUGCAUAUUUGCAGAAAUGUUCCGUCGAAAACCACUCUUCCGUGGAAAUUCAGAUGUUGAUCAACUAGGAAAAAUCUUUGAUGUAAUUGGACUCCCAGAAGAAGAGGACUGGCCUAAUGAUGUUGCCCUUCCAAGAAAUGCUUUUACUUCCAGACCCGCACAACCUAUUGAAAAAUUUGUACCAGAUAUCGAUGAAGUAGGCAAAGACUUGCUUCUUAAAUGCUUAGCGUUCAACCCAGCCAAAAGAAUAUCUGCAUAUGUUGCCCUUUCUCACCCAUAUUUCCAUGAUCUGGAGAAAUUCAAGGAGAAUCUGGACUGUCACGUGUCAUCCAGCCAAAACUCCAGUGAGGUGAAUGCAUCCUAAGUGCUGACUGAAGAUGAACCAUAAAUGAACAAGACAUGUAGCUGACAAGGCCACUGUCCCAAACAAACCACAUAGCUAGCGAGAUCAUUAUUUGGAGGUUUUAUGCACUUAUCUUUUAUUUUGGGAUUGUGAUGUGCUUAUCCAUGGAAAUCAAUCUAGUUUACUUUUAUCAGAGCAAUGCAAGGGCCAGGGCUUUGACCUGCUCCUGUUGCAGCUUUAUGUUUGUUUUGGUUUUGUUUUGUUUAUCUACCUGGGAAAACUCCAGACGAAGAGAAGCUGCUGACCAGUUUUGCUGCCAUUUUAUCUUUCUAAUAUUGAAUGCUGCCAGUGUUUCAUGAUCGAGUCACUGCCAUCGAUGCAAUCUCUCUCUCUCUCUCUAGCUGCUGAAGUAUGAUUUGGUACUUUUUUAUUGUUAUUCUGUGAUAUUCAAAGAAUGGCAUUGAAAUACCAGAUCUCUGCAACCUGCAGUUAACUGAUACGUGCGUUAAUACAUCCAGCUACUGUUCAUUCACAGCAGAUAUGCAGGUGCUUCCCCACUUGAAAACCUGCAUAAAUUAAUUUAUCAUUUUGUUGCUCUAUAAAAAUAACAGUGAUGAUGAUGAUCAUAAUAAAUGUCUCAGCUUUUAGGUUUUUUCAUACACAAACGAGUUAUUAUCUAGCUAUGUUUGUGUGCAUGUUUCAAAAAACUGUCCUGUUCUUACUGUUUCAAUUUCAAAAUGGUCUUUCUGUGUUGAAAUGCAGACAUGUUCUAGUCCAUCAUCUAACCCAUCAUUCCCCCCUGGAAACAGCUGCAAGCAUAUUUUCUUCAUCUCAUUCCAAAUAAUUUUCUGAUGUCCAGCUUAAAGACAUGAGCAGAGCCAAUGAAAAUCAAUACAGAUUUUCACCUUCAACCUGUUCUCAUUGUCAGCCAAAAAUAAAAACAGAAGAAAUAUUUCUGGUUCAGAAGCAGAGAAUCCUAUACCUGUAAUAAGCACAGAGAAGUAUUUGUGCUGCAUUGUACUCUGUAUACUGUGCUGCCUUACCUGCAACACCCCCUAAUGCAUCACAAGUGCAUGAACAUUAAUGCUCAAAUCCCUCACAUGUCACUUCCUAAGCAGGUUUGUUUCCUAUGCAGAAAUGCAUGACCUUCUCUCCUAAACCACCAUGUGGGGAUACUAGCACAUGCCUCUCCACUAAGGUUAAUGUGCCAUUAUUGAAUGUCAAAAUAACUAAGCAAUUCACUUGUCUUUAUAGCACAGUUAUUUUAAAUAUUACCUGAAAUUUUUAUAUUUAGUAUUUUUACCUUAACUAAAAUAUAUUUUCAGUAUUUCGAAAAGAAACUUUUAUUUUUUUAAUACUGUACUGGGGAAAAAGAAGUAUUUUAAAUCCAUAAAAGCUGUUCCCUAGCUGUUCAGUGCAUUUACUUGGCAUGACUUGGGGGAAAAUAUUGGUCCAAUGAGUAUAACUGAUGCUAAGUGAGGCAGCCAGCUUUGCUUUCUCCUGGGACAGUCCCUUAGGCUUCUCUCUUCCUCAUCUCUAUUUCAUCUUGUCUAGGUGGUGAGCCAGCAUUAUAUCCCUGUGCAUGGCAAGCUUGGCAGAAGCAGGUCCUUAGCAGUGAGUUGGGCAGUGUAACUUUUCCAGCUGUGACAGGGGAACUUGCAGCCAUCUCACAGGCAGGUCUCUCGCUCCGGUGGCCACCCUCACUGUAAACUCCAUUUCAGGUAUCUGCACUGUCUGGGUCAUGGUCCACUGCUAGGAUAGUGAGUCUGUCUCCUGGAUGAAGCUUUUUGUUACUGCUAGACAUUUAAAUGUGUGAUAUAUGGUUAAAUUAGGCCUAUUUCAAACAAGCCAGAGUUUAAAAGGACCACUUGCAUGCUUGCAUGCAGUGACCUGUGCUUUUUUUAAGCCCAAAAUGAGCCUAUGCAAAACUUAAAGUAGCAUGAACAGGCAAGUUGCAAAUUAGGCCUGGCAAGAGCAUGCACAAAGCAUCUGCACACAGAGAUACCACAGAUCUCUAACGUCAGAAUUUCAGAAGCUCUGUGAGCAGGAAGCUGAAGGCCAGGGAGCUGUCAUAGCAGCAAACCUAAUCUUGGUCUUGCCUUUGUCAUUCUCUUUGUUCCUGCACCCACAGGGAACUGCAGACCUACUGCACUGGUGUUGUCCCGGUCCUAUUCCUGUAUGGGUUAGUGGAACCAAGUGUGAAUAAUUUUUAAAAUUCACAGAGUAGGAUGGGCCAGAGUGAAUUUUUUGUCGCGAUUUUUAAACACUAAGUAGAACAACAAACAGAGACAAAAGUCGGGAGACUCUGCAACAGUAGUAAUUAGAAAAGCUUUUUUACAGAGUUUAGCACUUUUGAAAACAUUCCACAUUUCACCUAGCACGGAGCUAUCUGUCAUACAUACCUUAUCAGGGCAUUCAGCUGGUGUGGCUUCCCAGCAACUGCUCAGGGAACUCUCCCAGAGCUCUCCACCAACUAAUACAGGGUGAAAAUGUAGAGGAGGAGAUGAUAUUUUCCAAAUUAGGCUUAAAACUCUCAGAUAGAAAUGUGCAUCUGUUCCACAUAAGAAUCUGUUCUAUUAAUCUUAGCAAAGCUAAAGAAUAGACAAUAUGGUUGCUGAAUGUAGAUACAUUAUUAGGGUAAAAACAGAAAGGAGGGGAGUGAAUACUUAAAGCCAAAGGUUAGCGUUGGCCCAAAAACUAAUGAGAAUGUGGAAAUCACCAGGAAUUUAACUACUGGAGCAGUAUUUCCCAGUCGUAGUAUCAAAGAGCUAAGGAAGCAGCAAAGAAGAAAACAGGGGCUGUCUUAUGGAGUCAGAGGCAGAACUUCUGCAACAUGGUGCUGAUGUUGUCUAAUAUAGUAGGAUCAGGUUAUAAAUGAGAGCAUUCAGGAGAACAGUUUCAAAGGGCUGCAUUAAUGGUCACAUUCUGGAUCAUCUUUCCAGUGGGAAUGGCAGGAACAAAACCAAGAAAUCUAAGAAUCUUGGCAGGGUUAGGGAAAAUAUUUCUCUAAUGGGGUCCUUGUUGUAGCAAGGGCCUGGAUUCAAAGGACCAACAAUUUUUCAAAUUACCUCCUUUUCCAGAUAUCUUCAGGAAGAAAUUCCAUUUGACAUGCCAUAGGCUUAAUCAUAUUCCAGUCUUCCCUGCCAAACCAUGUGGGGUUUCACUUACACGAGUAAACUGAGAAAGCCUGUUCUCUGGCUGGGCAGAGCACUGUUGUUGGCUAAUACCAUGCCAGGAAUCAUAUUUAUAAUUAGACAGCACAGACAGCUGUGGGACUGUGCUCAAACCCAUGCCCUUGCUCUUCUUAUGUUACUGGUAUAGCUGUAGUAUUUUAGUACCUUUACUCAUUACUGCCAUAUGGGUAGGAUGUAGGACUUGUGUAAGUGAAAAAGAAAGUGCUGUGAUGAAAACUCUUUGUACACCUUUAAAGGAGACUUCAGAGUGCAAUUCUUCUUAGUGAUAUCUAAACCUGUAUGUGUUCUCUUCUACAGGAGUGGCUCAACAGCAGCUAAAAAAUGCUGAAUAACAAAAGAUGUAUUAAGUAUAGCUCCUAGAACACCCACAGCCAGGCACUCUGCUCUUCUUAGCAGAGAACAGGGUGUUCUGAGUAAUGGAAGGAGAAAUUUCUAUCUCCCACCAGCCUUUUUUUUUUUCUUUUUAAUCACUACUACAUAACUCUGCAGAAAAAAACAGACCCACUAGCCAAGGAAAAAAAUCACCACAAGCAGCUAGUGAAGUGCUAAUUGCUGAACCAUAGCAAUCCAUCUGGUGCAGCCCUUUUCUCUUCUCCCUGUCCACGCUCACACCAGCCUUCCUGUUUCUCUCCUUCAGCUCCCUUAUGUAAACAGGUUUCAGUGAUGCUAUUUUCAGGUUUUCAGGUGCUAUUUCCAGCAAGAUUCUUCCAAAUUUUCCAUAGCUACACAGUGUCAGUGUCCCCUCCAUUCCUGUUACUAAAUGUUGCUUCAUUAGUCUCACGGCCUAAACCAGUGAUGAGACAAGAACUUUGUGCACCUCCUUGCUUAGGCUUAAUUUCAUGUACCCGUGUUGCCUUCUGUGUGGUUAGUAAAAUUCUAAAAAUAGGAUUUGUGCAUAUUUCUAUGCAGGCUGUGUCCACACUCCAGGUUUCUUUAGGCCUAUUAGUCCACAAUGAUCAAUAAUAGAGCAUCUUUCCCUGUUGUUUCUGUCCUAAAACACACCAAAAAAUGAGGGCGUCAUGUUUGCAAAAAAAUUAAAUUUAGGGCUAUGUGUACAGAGCAUUUUUAAUGAAAGGAAUCACUAAAUUGCAGCAUUUGAACAUCUUCUACGUGGGGGAGGGUUUCCAGCAUGGUAACUCUUACUUGGUUUUUAUACUCAGUUGCUGUUUUGAAUAAGAAAAUAAUGUGCCUUGCUGCUUUUCACAGGUUCACUCACUGUCUUUGAGUUUUAUUGUACAUAUAAUUCUUUCUGCUGUUAGGUAUUAGACCAACUUUAAUAUGGAAAAUAAAGAGAAAGCAUGCUGGUUUGGUCUUCUAGCCAGCAAACUAGGAGCACUUACCUGACUCACAACUGAAAACACAUCAGUUGUCAAAUACAUACAUGAAUUAGAAACCACACAGUUCAGUUUAAAAGGCCACAUAAAUUAAUUAUGUUCCAUGUAUAAGAUACAUUUGAAUAAUGAGGAAGUUUAUUCUAAGAACUCUGUUUUAUAGAACCACUUGGCUAGUAUUUUUCAUAUACAGUAGGUUCAGGAAUAGAUUGACUUAUAUAUACAAUGUGAAUUAGAAGUUACUAGGCUAUUUGAGUGAUUUUGUUGUUUUAUGCUUGAAGCUUGAAUUGAUUGCAAGCUUAGGAACGUAACAUAUUUAUUUUAUUGCUUCAAAAUGGCUUCUAAAUAUCAAGAUUUCUUUUGAUGUUAACAGGAUUUCACACUCUUUUUUUUUUUAAUAUGUAAAUUAUGUUCUUGAAAUUAGUAUGUUAGAAAAAGCAUUUUUCCAAACUGCGUUAGUGGGGGAAAAUUUAAGAAAUUUAUUUUUGCUUUCACAGUGAGGUGAACUCUUCGAUAACUGACUAUCAAUAAGCUAUACUUUUUCUUCCUUUUGAUUACUAAGCCUUGAGUAUACAGGUUACUUUCAAUGAAGAAAAAAAUCAGAAACUCUAGAUAAAUGGGAUUUUAUAUGUUUAAACUUCCAAGUUUUAUUUUCAUAUCCUUUUUUUUGUGCAAGCACAGUUCAGAUGUACAAAAACAUAACUACAAUUUUAGCAGUCUAACAGGCUGUACGACACAAAUUGAGGUUUUAUUUGUGAGCUGUUUAUUUUAUUUUAUUAUCUCUCUGCGUCUUGCAAAUUAUUAGAUAAUGGCUGUAAUACAAUUCUAGUUUCUGGACUAGACUCUGUAACCAUCAAAUCUCAAUAAUUUAUGUAAAACAGAAAGAAGCUUUCUCAUAGAUUCUAAUUACCUAGGCCAUUAAAAGAAGAAAGAUGUAGACAUAUGAACUGACAAAUAUACUUUUGCCAAGUGUUGUUUCUUCCCUUUAGUUUGAAGCUUAGCAAGUAUUGCAUACUGAUCUGCAAUACAUAUACAAUGUAAGAACCACAAGGACCACUUCAGAGUAGUGUGCACAAAUAAUAGGAAAAAUUACUCAUUAGACUCUUUGAGAUACCAGAUGAAAAUAAUUUCUUUAGCUGUAACACUCAAAAUCUUGAAACUCAUAUAUUUUUCCAUUAAAAAGUAUUCCUGAAAAAUUAUGUGUAUGUUUUUAAUUCAGUGAUAGGCUCCCAAGCAGAACUGAAUCAAGUGGGAACUUGUUCUCAAAAGUGAUUUUUCCAGGCCGAAUAGAUACCAUCAGUUCUUCAUGUACUCAUCAGAAACUAAAAUUAACCAGCACCAUUCUUAGAUGAGCCUUUUGCUUUCUGGGCAGAAAAACCUGAGGUCACUGUUAGUAAAGUUAAUGGAAAAUUUGCUUUGACUUAAAAGUCCUGUGGAAGCUUCUGCAAUAUUCAGUUUUCCAGCCUUCAUUGAAAGACUGUGCAAAACAGCAAAGAUAAAUCAAAACUCCUUAACUACUAUAGGGUUUUUUCCCCUUUGUGUUACAUAUUUUAUCUGUUUUGGGAUAUAUUGAUGGGUUUUAUCUAGCCCAGUGCUAAUGAGACUUUUGCAAUGCUAGAGAAAGUAAAAAGAACUGGUAUCAUAUUUUGAUUGUUGGUGGUUGUGAUAGGGCAGAUUUUUUUUGUCUCCAGAAAGGAUCAGACAUAAUAUACUGCCUUCUUGAAAAAGAAAAAAAUAAGAAAAACAAAAAGCACCCACAAACAGCUGACACUUGGUAAAGAUUUGAAAGGAGAUUUUAAAGAAACUAUUUGGAAAAUAUUGUCAGGAUGAGUGAAAAGGAGCAUAUUUUUGAUGUGAGAGAUAUAAAUGCAAACCAUGUGUAUUAAAUAUGCAUUGAAACUGAUACUUUUUCAGUGACUUUGCAAAGUUGACAGGGUUUUAUAGAAGAAAAGCAUCCAAGUAUGAAUUUAUUCAAACUACCACUUAUAUGUUCAUUUGCACUAAAGCAGCCUGUACUGUUUGAAAGGAGAUGGGAAAACACAUCAUGUUAAACUUGUGAUUCACUUUGGUGUCUACAAGGAUGUGUUGUAAAGCUCUCAAGCUCAGUGUCCAUUUUUGAGCAAGCCAAAUUCUCAUUCACACUAUUCACUUUCUGUGAAUCCAUCCACAUGCCUGGAAAAAACACAUUUUCUAGUGUUUACAUGGAUACUUGCUCACAUUGACAUGCUCAUGUUAAUUCCAGACCGGGGACAGUCUCUGCCGCUAAAUGGAAAAUGAAUUUCACAGACUGACAGAUUCCUUUGUACAAUUACUCCUAAAGGGUUUAAAAUCAAUGUUCAGUGAUAUAGAGCUCUUCAUUUUAUUCCGUGUUUCACACGUACAUCAUGUUCUGCUAAUUCUCAGCCUUUUUUUAAAAAAAAAGUAAAACCCCAUUUCUUUAAUGUUAGGAUCAAUUUUGAGUAGCUAGAUGAAGGAGGAAAAUCGUGAUGUGAUGGAAAGAGAAAAAACGGGCAGAGAGCAGGAGAGUUGGCAAGUGAGUUUGACUACAUGGAAAAGUUAUUGAUAAACAUAGGGGGACAACUGUUUUCCAGUUGUUUUGUUUUCUCCUGUCAUAUAAGAUGAUAAAGCAAGACUCAUGAACAGGAUUUUGGUUCCAGGUGCUUAUGCCAACUCAAGUCGUGAGUUACAGUGCACUUCUUCAGCAUAGCAACAGCUCUAUUUUUUUAAUUUUGCAUAAGCUACAGCUUUUUCUGGGUAGAUAUUAAAAAAAGUCUUAUGAGACAGCUUGACAGCAGAUUAAGCUGUCCACAGAGACAGUGCCUGUAGCUCAGCUGCAGACACUGGAGACUGUACAGCUCUGCUGCAGGAGAGCCACUGACAGUGUCUAUUAGUGUGCAAUGUUCUGCAUUAGAAGUUGACUCCUGCUGCAAAUUGAAAAUCCUUUGGUCAUCCAAAAUGGCAUGGUUUUGCACACUUGGAUUUUGAUAAGGUUAUCCACAGGCAAGUUCUGCUGGAUCAGUCCAGGUGGUUCACCAUCUUACAGGAGCAAGUCUGAGGGCUUAGCAAGUGUGUCUGACAUCCAGUGUAAAUAAUAAUGCAAAAUCAUCUGCCAUGGGAAAAGACUUUUUGUAGGUUGUAGAGUAGGAAUGAGCUUUCUGAGCUGCUCUGCCAACAGGAGAGCUACUGUUAACUAUUAUUAUGCCAGCUCCAAAAAUGCAGAAUAGGAAGCCUGCAUGACACUUUGUUGUGUUCAGUCUAUGUGCAUGGGUGGCAGGGUAAGUGUUGGCACAGAGUGGCUAAUUUUGGUCCUUCCAUUAAACAUGAGUAACUGGGCUUGGCACAGAGACAAGCUUCACUAUUCCAGGCAUGGGGAACCUGUAAUUCUCCACAGUCAUUCUCUGGCUCUUGGUAAAUACAUAUACUGGUAGACCACUCAGCCAUUCAAGUAGUUCUUUCCUUAUCCCAGGUCAUCCUUCUGUGACACUGUGAAGGAAGCCUUGAGGAGUCUAUUCCUCAGCAGUUUUCCAGCUUUCCUGCUUCUUCUCACUGCAGCAGCAAUUACUUACCAUUUGUAUCUGACUCUGCUGGUGCUUCCACUACUACUGAAGUAGCUGUCAGCUAAAUUACUGCCUUGUGACUCCAAGCUUCCAGUCUUGGCCAGCCAGUGAUUUGUACUCUAGUUUUAGCUUGCUUCUCAUUAGAAACAGGGAAGUAGUACAGUAGAAUAUGGCAAAAUGUGUGCCACUUUCACACUUUUUGGUUGAAGCAAAGCAAUGAGCUAGAAUAGAUUAGAUUGAACAUAAUGUUCAGUUGAUCAGCAAAAACAAUUUUGGAUUCAGAAGAUCAUUUACUAAGUACUGAAAAUGCCUGAACACUUGUCUGUGAUGCACAUUUUUACAAGAACACACAAUGAUGCCCCUGUUAUACAGAAGCUUUUGAUGGAUACAAGACUAGAAAUGCCAGCCUCCAACUGCUUACCCUGCUUCCCCUCACCUUCCCCAAGAUCACUGUUCCCAGGAAGAGGAUUCCUCCCAGCACUGGGUGGAGCAACUGUGAAACAGUCCCCAGCUCUCAAGAUAGGUUGUGUUCAUGUAGGCAAUCAAGCUCAUUCCUUCCCUUUGGCUAUGGCAGUGUAAAGUACAGAGCCCUGCCACAAGUACUAGGCACGAACAGAUCUUAAACACCAAAAUAUUCUCCUGAGGAAAAGUCUUCCCUGGAUCUAGAGGGGACAAUAUGUUUACUGUUUCUAUGACAGUUGACUUCUACUUGUUGCAUUUUAAACAGCAGUGAUAUAAGAACUCCCCUAAGAAAACUCUCCCACUACACAAAAGGGACAAUACUGAAUUAAGGAUAUUCUGUGGGAAAAGACAAAAUGUUGUAUUCCAGGUAGAAUAUAUGUAUGUCAAACAAUCAUCCUUCAUCUGUGAUAGAGAAUAAUCCACCAAACUGGGUUUAAAAUGUAGCCUGAGUCUGCAGCCUGCUAGUUAAAUAAUUGUUUUCCUAGCAAGUCCCAAACCCACCAUGAUUUCUUGCAGGGACUUUAUCUUGGAGUCCCUUUUAAGAAAGGUGGCUGUAACCAUGGGUUGCACCUACAACAAAAUGUACUUCAGAAACUGGAUGCUCGCAAGACAUUUGUGGAUGCGAGGCUGUAGAAGGUGGUUUAUGUAAGCUCAGGGGGGAUGUACUUGUGUGAAAGUAUUGGUUGCCAUGCACAUUUUGAACUGAAGUUACCUAUCAGAACAUAAUUGAAGGAGUGCAGCAUCACAAGAUUAGAGGCUUCUGCUCUUUAGAUCUCUAGCAACCCUGUGGUGCUCCAGCUCUGUUUUGUUUUGAUUUGAUUUAUUUCACCUCCCCACUGCCAUUCUCCUUUCUGUUGUGUGUAGUAAGUUGUAAAGAAAAGCAUUACCUUAUAGUUUACCAUCUCAAAAAGAGAGAAGGCCAGCAAUCAGAAAAUCUUUAUCACUCUGUGGUGGUCAGUAUUAAGGGAAUCAUAAUGCUGAGUUGGAAGGGACCUUUCGUGGUCAUUGAGUCCAACUCCAAGAAUCACACCAUGUGCCUAAGAGUGUUGUCCAAACUCCUCUUGAACUCUGUCUGACCCAGGCUUGGUGCUGUGACCACUUCCCUGGGAAGUCUGUUCCAGUGAAAAAACCUUUUUCUGAUAUCUAAUUUAAAGCCCCCCCGGCUCAGCUUUGAGUCCUGUCACUGGUCAUGAGAGUGAAGUUGUCUCUCUUUAGUUCCAACAAAAAGAAUUCAACAUCCGUGGCAUCUACCUUUCCAUUAAGCACUGUUAAAAACCUGACAUUCUCCACAGUGUCCACAAUCUCUUUGCCAGGAGUUUGAACUCCCUUCCUUACAGCCCAUUUGGAGUCACAGCAAUGAGAGCAAACAAAGUUUACAUUAUGAUGGUGCUUUUCAGUAAAAAGUGAGAGCCAGUUCCAGUUGACACAUGGACUGAAAGAGUCUCAAGGACUCUUAGCCAGGCACCAUUCGUAGGCAAGGCAGUCCCUUCUGCUAGGGAAAGAAACACAUUUUAAAACACUGAAGAUAAGGAAAAUAUAAAGGUGCCAUUUAUUUUUCCAAUAGAAUCUGUUUUCUGCACAAUGCUGUAUCGUUUUGGCACUGAAGCCAAGACCACAGAUGAACAUUGAUUCAUUCCUUGCAGUCUUUAAUUUCCUUGUAAAUUCUUUACAAGCGUUCAGAUUAAUGUAUUUGUGGUCCAUUUCAUUCCAAUUCAUUUAAGUGGUCUAUAUCUGCCCUUGAAUCUCAUAUGAAUUUUAUUGUUAAUACAAUAUUUUGCUGCAUUACUUUGAACGGCUUUAAAAGUAUAAUGUCUUUGAAUGCUCUAGUUAAAGAAAAAUUAUACCUUCAAAAUGCUGUGUUACAAGUUGGAACUGUAUACUUUGGAAGUGAUGUUUAUAUUAUAAUGCCCAAAGGCAUCACAGGGUGCUUUCGUCUGUAUGUCUUCUACUUUCUGUGUUACAGUGUGUAUUUGUACUUCCUCACUAACUUGAUACUCUUCAGUCUGAAGGCCUAAAUCUGCAAAGACACGAAUACUGUACCUCAGCUGAGCAGUCUCACAGAGCAGAGAGGGCUUACUCGUGGGAGUAUAGUUGCUCACAAAAAGUAUUUGCAGAAAAAGGCUUUCCUUUAGGAACUGACUGUAAUUGUGAGGACACAUGGUUAAUAACAGCACCAAGACACCAGUAAAUGGGGUCUGUGUUUAUUGAAAAUGUGGACACAUUUAUCUUCAAGUUAUUUGACAUUAUUCUAAAUUAUUGCUAUUAUGAUUUAGUAUAUUAUUUAGUAUAUUUGUAUGAAAACACAUUAGUCCUGUGAAAGGGUAGUUGCAAAAAAAUGUGUUGAGUCUUGCUGCUUUAUUGUUUAUUUGCAUUUAGUAUACGUUUUGGUUGUUGAAGUGAAGCUAGCUUCUUAGAGAGGCAGGAAGAUAGAUCAGUCUGAAAAAAUCAUAAAUAAGCAUCAUACUGUGCAUUGAGUUUUGCAGUUAGAGUAGUAUAUGUGUUCAGAUUUAGCAAUUUUUAUGCUUUAGAGAAUUUUUGUUUGUUUUAAUAUGUAAAGGAAUAACCAGAUUACUUUGAAAUAUUGUAGAGCUAAUUUUACACAUAGUGGGGAGAUGUUGUCUGAAAAAUUAAAAUUAGAAAACAUUACAUUGGCUGCCUUUGGCUUUAGUUUGUUUGUAGAAUGCCCAGCAAGUAUCUGUUGAUUUCAGACGCUUAAGCCAGGGAUCAAGUUUGUGCAGCAUCUUGUAGCUGAAGAAAGUUUUCUGCAGUGAUAAAGUUGCGCAUCUGAGCUUGAAGUAAGAUUGCUGCCUAAACAAAAGCAUAGAGGCAGAAAAUAUAGGUGCUGGAUUGUUUGGGGCGGGGGGGGUUGUGCAUGGAAAAUUGCAUGAAUUAGGGUUGGAGAUUCAAAGUAUUUAAAAUCAUUUAGCAUGAUUUACUCUUGUUGUAAUUCCACUGACUACAGUUAAAUUAAACCAAGAAUUUGGCCUUGUAAGUCUACAAAUUUCAGUGUCAGGCAGCUCAGGUCUAUAUAAAGAUACUUAAGCUUAGUAAAUCAGCAAGAAUACUAUAUAAAUUGUAAUGUGUGAUAAAAAUCCUAACUAUAGUUACAUUCUUUCUCUAAAAAUUUCUAUUCAUUGCUUUUUUAUACAAAAGGUCAGAACUGCACUUCUUAGUGGCAUUGGGAUAUGUGGAGAAAAGGAGGAUGCUGGUACAGAAAUGUAUCAGAAAUAAGAUUCAGUUCUUAAUGCUCCAUGUGUGCCUACCUUGCAUGUGACAAAUCCCACUGAAGUUAACAGAAGUCAUAUCAAGUUAAGCCUGCUUGUAACUCUCACGAGAUACUGGUUUAAGAAUCUUCAAGAUAAGUUGUGUUCUCAAAAGGCAUUAUUAAACUUGUGGUUUCAGGUUUACAGAAUACUAUGAACAGUGAAGACAGCUUCUGAGACACAUCCAGAGUAAUUUUAUUAAUUGAUAUUACACCAGACCAACAUCCAUUAGCAAAUCAAAAUCUCUGUCAGUACCUUCAUUUCUCAGUGUAAUUUUAUUUAAAAAAAAAAAAAAAAACACAAAACAAAAGAAAUUCAGAAAAUGAAAAUGGCCUCUAUGCUGUUUGGAUUAUUUCUUUUCUCUCUUUUCCACCUUUUUUGUCAUAAAAUAUUUUGCUCUGGAGUUGUCUAGGAUUUGAUAAUUCAAGGAAAGCAUGCAAAGCAGUUUGGAAUACGUUUCUUCAUUCACCUUAGGGCAUAUGUUCAGCUGGUGAAAAUCAGCAUAGUCCUGUUGACUUCUACGGCAUUGUAUCAGUCUAUACCAGUGCAACAGUUGGCAUGUCAGGUUUUAGCAUUUCAAGUCACUUUACCUACAUAUGCAGUAGGAUUCUGUUUUGCAAGAUGGAAAGUUAUACAGUGCAAACUGUACUACCUAGACUACCAUUGAUAUCUAUUCACAGGACAUGAUUUCACUGUAUCAUUUCAUACUUGAAAUUCAUGAUGUUCUUUUAAUCAGGGUACAAACAUGAAAAGGUGCGUGUGUUACUGUUUCAUUUAAAGGUGCAUAAUUUUUUUUUUAUUCUGUGUGCUUAAUAGUUACUAGUCAGUGUUCUUUACAUUCUUGGCAUUCAGCAUUUAAAUCACCUAUGUGUGAAAUACAGUAUCACCUGCAGAGGUACAGAAAAAUGUAACAGCGAUUUCUUGAAUUGUUACUGAAAUAUACUGGUUUACCUUUUAGUCAUCAAUAUGACAUCAAGGGGCUACAGCAUGUGAACUGUGGUAUAUAGAAGUCUUGCACCAUUGCUGUACAGGAAAUCUUGCAGACUCUCUCCUCUUCUUGCACAGCUGCUGAUUACCAUAUACGCAUUGGGGAAAAGUAUAUUUCUGCUGUACAGAAUGGCUGGGAAGUAACACAGACACUUUGGAAACUCUAGAGCUCCCUUUGCAAGCUUUCAAACAAAGCCCUUUGAUCUAACUGCAUGCCUGUUCUGUGUCCCAAAUUUCACCCUAUGGGGCUUUCUGCUUUAAGAACACCCUCAGCUGGGGCUACUUUAUGUUGACUGCAUUGAAGUUCAUCGGAGCAUGCACCUUACCGUAUUAACAUAUUCUUUAGCUUUUACAAGUUUGUAAAGAUAGUUGACUGCAAAACUAAUGUGUCAAUACAGCAGAAUUAAAUUAAGGCACACAGAACGUUAUCAAUAAUGUAUUAUAUCAGAAUUACAGUCCUUUGGAACUGAACGUUUUGCUGCUGGCAGUGCAAGAAAAGCAAAGUUGUGUAUUUAUUGUUGGGUGCUGAGGGUUCAGUAUGAAAAUCAAUAUAAUAAAAAUUUUCACAGUGUC